AUGAGUGAAGAAGAAGUUACUAUCUCGCCUUCACAGCUUGGAACCAAAGAAUAUUGGGAUGGGCGUUAUCAAAUGGAACUAGAAAACUUCAGAGAUUGCGGUGAUGAGGGAGAAAUUUGGUUUGGACAAUCAGCUGAGAAUAGAAUUUGCAAGUAUCUAAAAGCCACGGCGCCAUGUGAUUCCAAAAUUCUUGACCUCGGCUGUGGAAACGGCUCAGUCCUCCGAUCUUUGAGAUCAAAGGGUUUCAAGUUUUUAAUCGGGGUUGAUUAUUCCCCAGCAGCUAUUGAGUUAUCCAAUAGUAUAUCUGUUCAAGAUGCCGAAGAAAAUGACUUCGAAACUAAAAUAGAUUUUCAGGUUUUGGAUAUUUUGAAUGAUCAACAGGUUCAAAACUUAGCUUCAAAAUUUGAUUAUGUUCUUGAUAAAGGGACAUGGGACGCUAUGAGUUUGUCUGACGAUAGAGAAUCAAGGAUGAAAGCUUACAAAAAAACAGUUGUUCUCAGUCUGACAAAAGGAGGGGCUUUGUUGUUGUUCUCUUGCAACUUCACGAAAGAUGAGUUGAUAGACAUGUUUUCUGGAGAAGAGUUGGACUACGAAUCAGAGAUUCCAGCAACUCAUGUAAUAUCGUACGGCGGAAAAAAAGGAGUUACGUCAACUGGAAUAGUUUUCAGAAUGAAAUAA
This is a messenger RNA of Auanema sp. JU1783, 678 nucleotides long. NCBI's taxonomy places the organism in Eukaryota, Metazoa, Nematoda, Chromadorea, Rhabditida, Rhabditidae. The record is from the annotation of a GenBank genome assembly.